AUGGCUGCACCUAAAGAUUACAACUGGCAGCAGGUAAAGCCUGGAGUAUGGCAACGUCCUAUCGAUGAGAUUGAACAGUUCUACUCAUCAUUGGUUGUUCUCUAUGAAGGAAGCGGCCGUAUGUUCUUUGGAAUCACCGGACACAUCUCACUGUCCAUCCAAAGCCCCAAAGAUGUAUCGUCAGAAGAUGCUGAACGCCAUGUUGACGAAGCUUUACGCAAAGCAUGGCUCGCGUUAAGAUAUGAUCACCCUACACUUGCAUCCCAAGCAACUCAAGACCCUGAGACGGGAGAAUGGGUCAAAACAUACAAACAUCUCGAUGGAAAUGCUGACAAGAAUGAUUGGGUUGACAAGACUCUUGUUCACAUCUCCAAUGGUCAGACUGGAAACGAAUGGGCAAACUCGGAUCCUCCAGCCCCGAAAGUCCCUACAAUAUUUGUUCUUCAUCGCCCCAACGAAGAAAAGGAUGGCUCCCAAAUUAUCCGUCGAGAUCUCGUCUUGCGCUCUCCGCAUGACAUCCUCGACGGCAUCGGAACGCUUAUGCUACUCAACAACUUUAUCGCUCUGGCCGCAGACGCUUACGAAAAGGGAGAUACCUACAAUCCCCCAGCUCUGGACGGAAGUGAGGCUUCAAACUUGAGUCCUUCCUAUCGCAUCGCCGCCAAUAUUCCAGACAAACUGCCAGAGGCUCAGAUGAUUAGACUGGAUGCAAUGGCCGUUCAAAAAGCCGCAGUAGCUUCUGAUCCCAGCGUUGAAGUCCUUGCACUUCCUUUUCGAAAAGGAGAAGUUGUACCAGGUCGUCAUCAACGCGUUUCACUCUCGUUUACUGAGAAAGAAACUCAACAGCUGUUAGCUGCUUGCAAGAACGUCAAAGCAACCCCAACACACGCCUUCCAUGCAGCUGCGGCUAUCGUCGUACGCGAUCUCCAACAUAAGCCGGCUGAGACAAAGAAAGUUCGGUAUAUCAACUACAUCUUACGAAACGAGCGACCAAAUUGCUCUGAUCCAUAUAACUCUAUGAAGCAUCCAGCUGCUGUUUAUCAUUCUGUGUCUGGUCAGAGUCUUGUGGUAGACAUGGAUCUUCACCCAUCAAACCACCAGCCUGACACCAACGAGUUUCACAAAGUCUUGGACACUAUAAAAGACUUUUAUCUCACCGUCAAACAAGACAAAGACUUCUAUAUCCUCGCACCAACAAUGUUCUCCCAGGCCACUCCAGAGAUACUUUCGUCUCCCCGUCCACUCCCCAUUCCACCUCCCAAAGCUCACCCAUCAGUAUCCAUCUCGAGCAUGGGACGUGUGGAGGGUAUGAUAGCACCCGAGACAAAGGCCUUCAGUGCUCGAGAUCCGUGGGUAACUGGGGAAGAACUUGGGAAUGGACUGGGGUUGUUUUUGGGUACGUUUCGUGGCGAGCUGUGUUUGAGUGCUGCGUAUAAUGAUGCGUGGCAUACGGAGGGGGAUGUUAGGGCGUAUUUAGAGCGUUGUAAAGAUGUGGUUUUCCUUGGGCUUGGAUUGAAGGCGUGGGCAAAUCGUGCAGGAAUAGUACAUUCGUUUCGAGGGGCAGAUGUGACUAUUCAGACAGUUCUCUGUGGAAUGUAA
Molecule: messenger RNA, 1599 nt
Organism: Fusarium venenatum
Lineage: Eukaryota; Fungi; Ascomycota; Sordariomycetes; Hypocreales; Nectriaceae
Source: RefSeq, a predicted model, not a curated record